GCGACGCCCCAACGACGCCCGGCAGGCCAAUAGAAAAAGCGAAACAAAAUGCUCGGGCGCCCGCACUACGCGGCGGAUUGAGGAGAGAGAGAGAUAUUAUGAGGCGGUGGCGGUUGGCAUUAGGGCGACCGCGGCCGAGUCACUGAAAAGCAAGCCCCCUGGUUUGGGUUGGGGUGGGCUUUUUUUUUUUGGCUCGGCGGCGGCGGCGGCAGCAGGGGGACUUUUGGGUGUGCGAGGGAGUGAGUGAGUGAGUGAGUGAGUGUGCAAGAGACCCAGAGAGAGAAAGAGAGAGAAGGGGGAAAGGAAGACGGCGGCUCGGAUGCCUUCCUGGACGCCUGCGUGGGGCUGAUCGCGAGUGGGAGCGAGGAAGGGGGGCGCGUGGGUUCGGACGAGGGUCUCUAUGCGGCUGCGGAUGCGUGUGGGGUGCGUGGGCCCCCUUUCCCUCCCCUCCGCCUCCUCCUCCUCCUUCUCCUCCUGGGCUGCUGCUACUUCCCCGUCCUCCUCCUCCUCCUCCUCUUCCUCCUCCUCCUCUUCGCCUUGAUCCCCCUUCCUCUCCUCUUCCUCUCUCCCUUCUUCUUUCUUGCCGUCCCCCCGCUCCCCGUCCGCCCGCCAGGCUGGGUCCCAUGGUGUUCCGAUCCCCUCUAGAGCUUUAUCCGGCCCAUUUCUUCCUGCCCAACUUCCCCAGCGAGCCGCACCCGGCCCACCACCACCCGCACCGCUCGCUCCUGCUGGCCAGCGGCGGCGGCGGCGGAGGGGCCACCACCACCGGACCUGGAGGAGGCGGAGGAGGAGGCGGAGGUGGAGGCUCGGGCGGCACUGGAGGCUCCUCCGCCGGCGGCGGCUCCUCGUCGUCGUCCUCGUCGCGCGUGGGGCCCGAAGAGCUGUCCAUGUUCCAGCUGCCCACGCUCAACUUCUCCCCGGAGCAAGUGGCCAGCGUCUGCGAGACGCUGGAGGAGACGGGCGACAUCGAGCGCCUGGGCCGCUUCCUGUGGUCGCUGCCGGUGGCGCCGGGCGCCUGCGAGGCCAUCAACAAGCACGAGUCCAUCCUGCGGGCCCGGGCCGUGGUGGCCUUCCACACGGGCAACUUCCGCGACCUCUACCACAUCCUGGAGAACCACAAGUUCACCAAGGAGUCGCACGGGAAGCUGCAGGCCAUGUGGCUCGAGGCCCACUACCAGGAAGCCGAGAAGCUGAGGGGGCGGCCGCUGGGCCCCGUCGACAAGUACCGCGUCCGCAAGAAGUUCCCGCUCCCGCGCACCAUCUGGGACGGCGAGCAGAAGACCCACUGCUUCAAGGAGCGGACUCGCAGCCUCCUGAGGGAGUGGUACCUCCAGGACCCCUACCCCAACCCCAGCAAGAAGAGGGAGCUGGCCCAGGCCACGGGCCUCACCCCCACCCAGGUCGGCAACUGGUUCAAGAACCGACGGCAGCGCGACCGGGCCGCCGCCGCCAAAAACAGGCUCCAGCACCAGGCCAUCGGACAGAGCGGGAUGCGGUCCCUGUCGGAGCCGGGCUGCCCGACCCACAGCUCGGCCGAGUCGCCCUCCACGGCGGCCAGCCCCACCACCAGCGUCUCCAGCUUGACCGAAAGAGCCGAGACCGGCACCUCCAUCCUCUCGGUAACCUCCAGCGACUCAGAAUGUGAUGUAUGAUAACGGAAAGGAACGCCAACCAGUACACUUGUGUUUUUUUCUUGGAAAAAAAUGUAAUAAUAAUAAUAACAACAACAUAACAACAUAAAAUUAUAUUUAAAAAUUACAUUGAACAAAACAGAUAAACCUAAGGAGAAAGAGAGGAUGAAAACAACUCCAUAAUAAUUAAGGGACAACAAAGGAAAAAUAAUAAUAAAGCCUUUCCAAAAUACUGAACAAUCCCCCUCCUAUUCAUAAGGAAAGUGACAUUGGAAAGAGUUUUUCCUUAAUUGAAAAACUCAAGCAAAAGGAAAAAAUAAGCAAUCCAUUGAGGGGAAGACAGAACACAAAAGGAAGGAAACAAACCACAAACUUGGACGGUUGGCGAUGCUGCAGCAGGGGAAAGAAAAUAUUAUUAUUACUAUUAUUAUUAUUAUUGAUGAUGAUGGUGGUCAUGCUUUGCUAAGUGACUAUUCUUAUUGAGGAAGGAAGGGAGGAAGGAAAGAAGGCGACCUUUGCAUUCUUUGUCGGACAAAACAAAACAAAAAUAUAUCCCAAGCACGUUGGAAGCUCUCUUUUCUUUAUUUUUUUGGUUCGGGUUUUUAUUUUUAAAUUUUUUUUGGUCUCAUGAAUCGCGCUUUCCCAUCAAAGACUGCAUUUACUUCACCCAUUUUUUGCAUGACGGUGAUGAAUUCAAUUUGUAUGGGGAGGUGGGGAGGGAAAUAUAUUAUUCUCGAUAAUAAAUGGACAAAAAAAUUCAAAAAGACUUGGGAAAGGGAGGGGAGAGAAGAAAAGACGACGCCGAGCAAGUUUGUACAAACAAAGAAAAAGGAAAAAAAUGCGGUUUUUUUUUAAAAAAAGGAACUCUUUGAAGAGGGAAAUAACAAAUGUUUAUCGCCUUUCGGUUGGAUUUUUUUAACAAUGUGUCUCUAUGGCUCUGUAAACCCCCUCCUCCUCCUCCUCCCAAUCCUCAAAUAUGCGAUGGUUUUAAACUAGAAGCAAUUUUGCCCCUCCCUCCCCUUUCUUUCUUUCUCUUCCCUUCCCUCGUUGGGUUGCUGGUUAUUAUUAUUUUCUUUUUGAAAUAAUAAUAAUUUGUUUUUGUUUUUAUUCUUUGGUUCAACAGACAAUCAUUUUUCUUCGUAAAGCACCUUUUUUUCUACACUUUCUGUCACUGCCUGUUUUGUGGGUACUGGUUAUAAAUGUGGAAAAAGAAUAGUUAAUGACUGUAACAGAUUUUUAUUUUUAUUUCAAAAUUUUAUAUGAAUUAUGUAUAAUAUCUUAAGCGAUGCGGUCCUUACCCCCUCCCCUCCCUCCUCCUCCUCCGGUUUGUAAUAUAUGUGUAGAAAAAAAUUGCUUGUAUAUGAGAUUUUUGGGCUCUUCUUUUCCUUGUCUCUCUUCCUUCUCUCUCGCUCUCUGCCCCCCCCCUUUCUCUUUCUUUCUUUCCUUCUCCUCCUGCUCUUUUCUCUCUCUCUUUCCCUCUUUUAUUUGGAAACGGAGCAGUCCCCAGGCUUUUCCUUCUUGCUUUUCUUUCUUUCCCUCUUCUCCUGCUCUUUUCCCUCUCUCAAGUCCUCAGACUCUUCCCUCUUGCCUUUCUUUCUUUCUUUCCUUCUUCAUCUUCUCUUUUCCCUCCCUCUUUCCUUCUUUUAUUUAGAAACGGACCAGUCUCCAGACUUUUCCCUCUUGCCUUUCUUUCUUUUCUUCUUCUCCUGCUCUUUUCCCUCUCUCAAGUCCCCAGACUCUUCCCUCUUGCAUUUCUUUCUUUCCUACUUCUCCUGCUCUUUUCCUUCCCUCAAGUCCCCAGACUCUUCCCUCUGUCCUUUCUUUCUUUUCUUCUUCUCCUACUCUUUUCCCUCCUUCAAGUCCCCAGACUCUUCCCUCUUGCCUUUCUUUCUUUCCUACUUCUCCUGCUCUUUUCCUUCCCUCAAGUCUCCAAACUCUUUCCUCUGUCCUUUCUUUCUUUACUCCUUCAUCUGCUCUUUUCCCUCCCUCAAGUCCUCGGACUUUUUCCUCUUGUAUUUCUUUCCUUCUUCUCCUGCUCUUUUUCCUCCCGCAUAGUCCCCAGACUCUUCCCUCUUGCCUUUCUUUCUUUUCUUCCUCUCCUGUUCUUCCCCCUCCCUCAAGUCCCCAGACUUUUCCCUCUCGCCUUUCUUUCUUUCCUUCUUCUCCUAUGCUUUUCCCUCCCUCAGACAUUUCCCUCUCGCCUUUCUUUCUUUCCUUCUUCUCCUGCUCUUUUCCCUCCCUCAAGUCCCCCGGACUCUUCCCUCUUGCCUUUCUUUCCCUCUUCUCCUGCUCUUUCCCCCCUCCCUCAUUGUCCCCAGACUUUUCCCUCCUGCUUUUCUUUCUUUCCUUCCUCUCCUGCUCUUUUCCCUCCUUCAUAGUCCCCAGACUCGAGUUCCUUGCACAAACUUUUGCCGUCAAGAGGUGACGGGUUCCGUUUCCAAAAAGAGACCUUGGCGACAGACGAAAAAAAACAGGCAAAAGGUGUCACUAUAUUUCUCUGAUGCAAAAAUCAUUUAGUUUCGCGAGUCCUUCAAUACUAAAUAGCCGCUUUCUUUGGGGGAGGGGGGUUUGAAAUCUCUUCUUCAACUCCGCCUAGGACGCUCAUGCCACUUGUUUUCCUUUACUGCGUGUUUAUCUCUAUGUACAAACUUUCUUAAAAAAAAAGAGAAACCAAUCAAAUACAGUAUUCCAUUUUUUCUUAUCUA
This is a messenger RNA of Anolis sagrei ordinatus, 4336 nucleotides long. It is a transcript of the gene SIX3, whose product is annotated as SIX homeobox 3. Lineage: Eukaryota; Metazoa; Chordata; Lepidosauria; Squamata; Anolidae. Gene Ontology annotation, molecular function: DNA-binding transcription factor activity, RNA polymerase II-specific; RNA polymerase II cis-regulatory region sequence-specific DNA binding. The record is from RefSeq and is a predicted model, not a curated record. Gene Ontology annotation, cellular component: transcription regulator complex; nucleus. Gene Ontology annotation, biological process: regulation of transcription by RNA polymerase II; brain development; eye development.